GGGCAAGCGGACCGGCGGGCGGUGUCUGCGUCCCGGCGGCGGCCUCGGCGAUCGCACACCCGCGCGCGGGCAAGGAACAUGGCGGCGCUGGAGCCGGGCGUCCCGGCGCUCGCCAGCAGCGGGGGCGUGGGGACGCCGUCGGGCCCUGUCCCGGUGCUCUUCUGCUUUUCGGUCUUCGCUCGGCCCUCCUCAGUGCCGCACGGGGCGGGCUACGAGCUGCUGAUCCAGAAGUUCCUCGGCCUGUACGGAGACCAGAUCGACAUGCACCGGAAAUUCGUGGUGCAGCUCUUCGCCGAGGAGUGGGGCCAGUACGUGGACUUGCCCAAGGGCUUCGCGGUGAGCGAGCGCUGCAAGCUGCGCCUCGUGCCGCUGCAGAUCCAGCUCACUACCCUGGGAAAUCUUACACCUUCAAGCACUGUGUUUUUUUGCUGUGAUAUGCAGGAAAGGUUCAGGCCAGCCAUCAAGUAUUUUGGGGAUAUUAUCAGCGUGGGACAAAGGCUGUUGCAAGGGGCCCGGAUUUUAGGAAUUCCAGUUAUUGUAACAGAGCAGUACCCCAAAGGUCUUGGAAGUACUGUUCAAGAAAUUGACUUAACAGGGGUAAAACUGGUUCUGCCGAAGACCAAGUUUUCAAUGGUAUUACCAGAAGUAGAGGCAGCAUUAGCAGACAUUCCUGGAGUCAGAAGUGUUGUGUUAUUUGGAGUAGAAACUCAUGUGUGCAUCCAGCAAACGGCUCUGGAGCUGGUGGGCCGAGGAAUCGAGGUUCAUAUUGUUGCCGAUGCCACCUCUUCACGAAGCAUGAUGGACAGGAUGUUUGCUCUUGAGCGUCUUGCCAGAACCGGGAUUAUCGUGACCACAAGUGAGGCUGUUCUGCUCCAGCUGGUGGCUGACAAGGACCAUCCGAAAUUCAAGGAAGUUCAGAAUCUCAUUAAGGCCAGUGCUCCAGAGUCGGGUCUGCUUUCCAAAGUGUAGGAGAACAUCGAAGGACUGGUGGCCAACCCACCGUCAGGUGACAGGACUAGCCCCAGACAAGCGCUUGUCUCUGCUAGAAUUAAAAUGUUAAGUCAAAAUGGCUCCUUUUUUGCAGCUCUUUAGUAAUCCUCCCCUGGCUAGAUCAUUUGGGUACCAGCAUUUAGUGACCAGUGUCAAAGGCUCCAGGUGCUGCUUGCCUUUUUACUUAAUGGGCUUUUAUUUAUUAAAACAAUCCAUUGGAGGUGCCUGUUUUGUCUAUACCAUACAUACUGACAGUACCUUUCUGAAGUGCACAUUCUGGUGACGUUUUCUUAAAUUGUGUACUUCAAAGAAAAUCAUAUCUACCAAUAAUUGUUUGACUUUUAUAUCAUUGUAAGAUGUAUGUGACAAUGUUAUUGUAGAUUCAGUGCUUCUACUUUACAGGUUGCUUAAGAGUAUAAUACAGGAACAGGACUGUGAACCAUGUUCCUGCUUCUCUCAUGUUUUUGUGAGUUACUUUUUCACUGAGUUGCAUUGAUCUAACCAUAUCAAAUUAUGUUCAAUAAUUACAUAUCUUUCUUGAUUAUACUGAUUUUCUUACUCUGAUCAGCAUCCCUAACUCUCUGUUUACUAGUUUUGUUUGUUUGCUCUUUAGCUGGCUCUCUUUGACCUAGAAAAAAUUUAUUAAGUUUUGCUUAUUUUAUUUUAUUAUCUUUAAGUAGUUGUGCAAAAUGAUUUCAGUUCAACCUAUAAGUUUAUAAAUACAGUGCAUCUUGAUCAGUGCCACCCCUUUCUGUUGCAUAUUCAUUCUUUAAAAAGUAUAUGGAAAUGUAAUGCUAUGUAGCUCCUCCUUCAGUGGAGAGCUGUAGCUGUAAAGCUGUAGCUUUACAAUAAUUAGAAAUACAUCUGUUAAAUAGCACAUGAUUUAGCAGAGAGAUAAAAGCUGG
Molecule: messenger RNA, 1895 nt
Organism: Perognathus longimembris pacificus (Pacific pocket mouse)
Lineage: Eukaryota; Metazoa; Chordata; Mammalia; Rodentia; Heteromyidae
Gene: Isoc1
Product: isochorismatase domain containing 1
Exons: 5
Coding region: 79-969 (296 amino acids)
Cellular component (GO): cytoplasm
Source: RefSeq, a predicted model, not a curated record